GUAGAUUACAAGUGGAACAGCACUAGUUCAACCAAAACAGGUUAUCAUGACACAUUCAGUUUGUGCAUAAUGAUUAUAUCUUUUGGUUUCUGAGAACGGUUGAAAAAAUUUAAAGAAAUCUCUUUCACUCGUUGAUUUCUCGUUUUUUAUCUCUUCCAAUUAUGCCUGUCACUGUCAUGCACAAAUUGCUUGAUAAAGUCAAGCAUCCACGACAAUCGUUGCUACACCGUAAGAACAGCAGCGAGUCGCAACAAAUGGCGCAAUACCAACUCCCUGUAUCCCCACGAUCCUCCAGUCACAACAGAUCCAGCCAUCAUGAGAAUAAUGAGGAUAGAUCGCCCAAGAAAACGUCGACUUCAUCCAGACAAUAUUCCCGUUCUCAUUCCUCGCCCUCGCUUCCCAAUUCCCCUCCUCAAUCACCUGUUCGUCUUUCAUUCCGAAAAAGCAGCGGUCACGAACGCGCCCCGUUAUCGAAUACUUCGGAGAGUUCAAUUCCAGAGAGAAAAGAAAAAGAAUCGGCCGAAUUGUCGCUUCAAGAUUUCAAGCUGUUGCGAACCCUUGGCACAGGAUCCUUUGGAAGAGUUCACUUGGCCCAGUCGAAACACAACAAGCGUUACUAUGCCAUCAAAGUAUUAAAGAAAGCCGAAAUCGUCCGACUGAAGCAAGUCGAGCAUACCAACAGCGAACGCGCUGUCCUCAUGGACGUGCAGUGUCCCUUCAUUGUCAAUUUGUGGGGCACAUUCCAAGACAGUCAAAACUUGUUCAUGGUCAUGGAUUACGUUGCUGGCGGUGAAUUGUUCUCUGUCUUGAGAAAAUGCAAACGAUUCACUGAAGAUGCUGCACGCUUCUAUGCUGGUGAGGUGCUUUUAGCGCUUGCGUAUUUGCACAGCCAUGAUAUCAUCUAUCGAGAUUUGAAACCCGAAAACAUUUUGCUGGAUUCGCGGGGUCACAUCAAGAUGACUGAUUUCGGAUUUGCAAAGAAGGUGCGCCGUAAUACAUGGACAAUGUGUGGUACUCCUGAUUACCUUGCCCCGGAAGUCAUUGAGUCCAAAGGUUAUGGCAAAUCGGUCGAUUACUGGUCGCUUGGCGUUCUUAUUUACGAAAUGUUGGCAGGACACGCACCUUUCUACGAUGAAAGCCAGUUCCGACUAUAUGAAAAGAUUCUUACCACCGAGCCUCAAUACCCUUCUCAUUUCAGUUCAGAAGUAAAGGAUUUGCUGCGCCACUUAUUGACCACGGAUCUUACCAAGCGAUACGGUAAUUUGAAGCGUGGAUAUAAAGAUAUCAUGGACCACCGUUGGUUCGCGCCUUUGGAUUUCGAUAAACUGUCUAAAUGCGAAAUUGAUGCUCCCUAUGUUCCUCACAUUUCCGGUGGCGGCGACACCAGCAAUUUUUUGAAAUACAAAGAAGGAAGUCUCAAAUACGGCGGAUCGGGUGAUGAUCCUUACCAUGAGCAAUUUGAAGCGUUCUAAAUCAAAUCCCAUCAUUUUAUAACUUAGUCUUGUUUUUGGUUUCUCUUAAUUUGAUCUGUCUUUUUGUAAUUUUUCCUUUUUUGUUCUUCGUUUUUAUUUGUUUUAAUUGCUUCCUGUAAAUAACAAUCUUUAUUCCUUUGACAACCCUGAUCAAAAAUGGUAUGUAUCGCACACAAAGGGAGC
Radiomyces spectabilis is the source of this 1655-nucleotide messenger RNA. RefSeq names its product kinase-like domain-containing protein. The coding region runs from base 162 to 1472 and encodes 436 amino acids. Gene Ontology annotation, cellular component: cAMP-dependent protein kinase complex; nucleus. NCBI's taxonomy places the organism in Eukaryota, Fungi, Mucoromycota, Mucoromycetes, Mucorales, Radiomycetaceae. Gene Ontology annotation, molecular function: cAMP-dependent protein kinase activity; ATP binding. The transcript has 6 exons. Gene Ontology annotation, biological process: peptidyl-serine phosphorylation. The record is from RefSeq and is a predicted model, not a curated record.